AGAAUGAAACUCCUGGUGAUCGUCGUCGGUUUGGUGGCAGCAGCUGCUGCGGAGUCCCCGCCAAUCUUCCAAGACUACCACGAGGAGAUUGGUAUCCCAGCGGCUAACAGGAUAAAGCUGCUCGAGGAGUCGAUUGACUUCGACGGUUCCAGGAUUGCUGGUGGGCAGCCAUCGCAACUCGGAUCGCAUCCUCAUUUGGGUGGUCUCUUAAUUACCCUGACCAACGACAUAAUCUCGAUAUGCGGAUCUUCGCUCCUCAGCAAUACAAAGGCGGUGACCGCAGCUCACUGCUGGAGGCACAUGUCUCACCAGGCACGCAGCUUUACCGUCGUGUUGGGCUCCACCCGCCUCUUCACGGGGGGCCACCGCACUGACACCAGCAACGUCAUCACCCACGACAAUUACAACAUGUUCAACUUGAACAACGAUGUUGCUGUGAUAACCUUGAGCCACGUCCCUUACACCAACCACAUCAGAAACAUAGCGCUUGCUACUGGAAGCAGCCUAUACGUCGGCGUUUGGGCAUCCGCAGCCGGAUUCGGUGCCCAUGGUGAUAACGUUCUCGUGACCGAGACUCAGGCUAAGCACGAGGUUAUACUUCAAGUGACCACCAACGCCAUCUGUGCCCGAACCUUCGGCAACUAUGUCGUUGCACCCUCCACCAUCUGUGUGGUCACCUCUAAUGGACGCAGCACCUGUGGCGGCGACUCUGGCGGCCCUCUUAUCGUCAGCCCUGAAGGCAGUCCCAUCCUGAUCGGUAUCACUUCCUUCGGCCACCGUGAUGGCUGCCAGCGUGGAUACCCAGCCGGGUUCGCCAGGGUGACGGCAUUCGAAUCUUGGAUUAGGAGCAAUCUCUAAACUCAUACUUGUGAUAUCAC
This is a messenger RNA of Pararge aegeria (speckled wood butterfly), 878 nucleotides long. Its product is annotated as collagenase-like. The record is from RefSeq and is a predicted model, not a curated record. The transcript is spliced from 5 exons. Gene Ontology annotation, molecular function: serine-type endopeptidase activity. Bases 4 to 858 code for a protein of 284 amino acids. Lineage: Eukaryota; Metazoa; Arthropoda; Insecta; Lepidoptera; Nymphalidae. Gene Ontology annotation, biological process: proteolysis.